Molecule: messenger RNA, 863 nt
Organism: Tripterygium wilfordii
Lineage: Eukaryota; Viridiplantae; Streptophyta; Magnoliopsida; Celastrales; Celastraceae
Product: dihydrofolate reductase-like
Exons: 6
Coding region: 46-714 (222 amino acids)
Source: RefSeq, a predicted model, not a curated record
AUAUAAGAAAUACCAGGACAAAAAGAAAUUAAGGAAACUCCAGAGAUGGGAUCAGAGGCUGAGGCUGAGGCUGUUGAGAUUGUGAAGAAACCAAGGUUUCUGUGCCUCCAUGGAUUCAGAACCAGUGGAGAAAUUCUCAAGAAACAGAUGAUUAUGAAGUGGCCCGAUUCUGUGCUUGAAAAGAUAGAUCUUGUUUUCCCAAAUGGGCCUUUUCCGGCGCAAGGAAAAUCUGACGUUGAAGGCAUAUUUGAUCCUCCUUAUUACGAGUGGUUCCAGUUUAACAAGGAAUUCACCGAGUACAUAAACUUCGACGAGUGCCUUGCCUACAUCGAAGAUUACAUGAUAAAGCACGGACAGUUUGACGGUCUCCUGGGUUUCUCACAGGGCGCGAUACUGUCGGCUGGGCUACCGGGGCUGCAACGGAAGGGUUUGGCCCUAACGAAAGUGCCUAAAAUAAAGUAUCUUAUCAUAAUUGGAGGGGCCAUGUUCAAAUCACCAAUAGUGGCUGAACAGGCAUAUUCUGCUCCAAUCCAAUGCCCAUCUCUCCACUUUUUGGGAGACCAGGACUUUCUGAAGCAAUAUGGGAAGGAAUUACUGGAAUCAUGUGUAGACCCAGUCGUGAUUCAUCAUCCUAAAGGACACACAAUUCCUAGAAUUGAUGAGAAGGGCUUGCCAAUGGUGAUGGAGUUCAUCGAGAGAAUUCAAAAUAUGUGAACCCAGAAAUAGUUGCGAGCAAAGAUGUGAUAGUUGUUGUUAGGAAGCUUUAUUAUCCAUGCAUAUUCAUUGAGUUUCAAUGAUUAAGCUUAAUCUCCUCUAAUUUAAAUUGAUCAAUGGUGAUAAAAAUAGUCGAGUUAACAACUUCC